This is a messenger RNA of Psammomys obesus (fat sand rat), 1322 nucleotides long. RefSeq names its product meteorin, glial cell differentiation regulator (gene Metrn). Bases 113 to 988 code for a protein of 291 amino acids. Gene Ontology annotation, molecular function: hormone activity. Gene Ontology annotation, biological process: positive regulation of axonogenesis; glial cell differentiation. Lineage: Eukaryota; Metazoa; Chordata; Mammalia; Rodentia; Muridae. The transcript is spliced from 4 exons. The record is from RefSeq and is a predicted model, not a curated record.
GGUCGCCGGUUGUGGGGACGCGCCGGGCCGGGCGGCCGCGCCGCGGGCUGCUAGCGCUGCGGCCCCGACCCUCCCGGGGCAGCAGCCCGAGCCCCCGGCGCGUCCCCGAGCCAUGCUGGUAGCCGCGCUUCUCUGCGCGCUGUGCUGCGGCCUCCUGGUUGCAUCCGCUCGCGCCGGCUACUCCGAGGACCGCUGCAGCUGGAGGGGCAGCGGUUUGACCCAGGAGCCCGGCAGCGUGGGGCAGCUGACCCUGGAUUGUACUGAGGGCGCUAUCGAGUGGCUGUAUCCAGCCGGGGCGCUGCGCCUGACCCUGGGCAGCCCCGAUCCGGGCACGCGGCCCAGCAUCGUCUGUCUGCGUCCAGCGCGGCCUUUCGCUGGUGCCCAGGUCUUCGCCGAACGGAUGGGCGGCAACCUAGAGUUGCUACUGGCGGAGGGCCCAGACCUGGCUGGGGGCCGCUGCAUGCGCUGGGGUCCCCGCGAGCGCCGAGCCCUUUUCCUGCAGGCCACACCACACCGCGACAUCAGCCGCAGGGUUGCUGCCUUCCGUUUUGAGCUGCACGAGGAUCAACGUGCAGAAAUGUCUCCCCAGGCCCAAGGUCUUGGUGUGGAUGGUGCCUGCAGGCCCUGCGGUGAUGCUGAGCUCCUUCUGGCUGCAUGUACCAGUGACUUCGUGAUCCAUGGGACCAUUCAUGGCGUCACCCACGACGAGGAGCUGCAAGAAUCAGUCAUCACUGUGCUGGCCACCCGUGUCAUCCGCCAGACACUGCCACUGUUGCAGGAAGGGAGCUCGGAGGGCCAGGGCCAUGCCUCCUUUCGUACCUUGUUGCGCUGUGGUGUGCGUCCUGGCCCAGGCUCCUUCCUCUUCAUGGGCUGGAGCCGAUUUGGCGAAGCUUGGCUGGGCUGUGCUCCCCGCUUCCAAGAGUUCAGCCGUGUCUAUACAGCUGCCCUUAGAGCCCACAUCAACCCAUGUGAGGUGGCACUGGACUGAGAGACCUGGGAGCAAGCCCUGGCUGGACCUUCCUCUGGAGAUGGGGUGCUGGGGAGGGAUGAUAGGAGGGUGGGGGGGAGGGUGUGGCUCAGGUGGCAUCCUGGUGCCCACAGGGAGAUGAUAGAAUACUGAAUAACCGGAUCACACCGGCCGCUGUAGACAUGGUCUUCUGUGGCACACUCAGCUCUGCUCCUGCCUCACUUGCUCUUCUCUCUGCUGCCCUCCUAAGCCUUCUUAGCCUGCUGACCAGUGAGCACUUGCUUCCUCUAACUCCAGAGUGCUGUUGGGGCUCAAAGCAGCAGUGCUGUAAUUCUCAAGACUUGGGCUAAUUUGA